AGCAAAAGAAGCUGCGGCAAUCGAAGUAGAGGAGGUGGAGCGCCGGGUGAGCGUGAUAACGGCCAUGGGCUACCCGGAGGGCCUGGUCCGAGUCCGUCUCAACGAGGCCGGGUGCAACGUGGAGCGUGCCGUGAAUAUGUUGCUGGAGGAGCAGACUGGUGCGCACGGCCAGCGUCGCAAACGUCGCUGCAUUAAGGAGCUGCGUAAUGGUCUUUUGGGCGAUCCAUACGCCCUCCACAAUGAAAUCGAACGGAUGAUGCAGGAUCGGCGCUGUGCGCAGACCCUCACGGAAAUGGUGAACGGCCGCAGCUUGCAGAUUAUGCAGGGGCUGCUCGACUCCUCCGACGACGACGAAGAGGAGGAGGACCACCAGGAAUCAUCGUCCCCCUCGUCAGGGUCGUCGUCAUCGUUGAUGGAAGGUUCUCCGCCCAGCAACUAGUAUACGUUGCCCAAGUGCUCCUCGUUUACAUGGCAAGAAAUGGAAAAUGUCUCGUUCAUUAAAUGCAUUAAGCUAA
This is a messenger RNA of Drosophila obscura, 515 nucleotides long. RefSeq lists its product as uncharacterized. Lineage: Eukaryota; Metazoa; Arthropoda; Insecta; Diptera; Drosophilidae. The transcript has a single exon. Bases 65 to 439 code for a protein of 124 amino acids. The record is from RefSeq and is a predicted model, not a curated record.